This is a messenger RNA of Exserohilum turcica Et28A, 1366 nucleotides long. RefSeq lists its product as uncharacterized. Gene Ontology annotation, molecular function: uroporphyrinogen decarboxylase activity. The record is from RefSeq and is a predicted model, not a curated record. Gene Ontology annotation, cellular component: cytosol. The transcript has 5 exons. NCBI's taxonomy places the organism in Eukaryota, Fungi, Ascomycota, Dothideomycetes, Pleosporales, Pleosporaceae. Bases 23 to 1120 code for a protein of 365 amino acids. Gene Ontology annotation, biological process: heme biosynthetic process.
CGUCUCUCCCCUCAUAGCAAAAAUGGCGCCCCAAUUCGAGCCCAUGAAGAACAACUUGAUUCUACGCACGGCGAGAGGCGAAAAAGUCGAGCGCCCACCAAUAUGGGUGAUGCGACAAGCCGGGCGCUAUCUCCCCGAAUACCACAAGGAAAAGGGAAACAACGACUUUUUUGAAUGCUGUCGCAGCCCCGAAAUCGCUUCCAAUCUCACCCUCCAGCCCAUUGAUCGCUACGCGGGGCUCAUCGAUGCCGCCAUCAUCUUCUCCGACAUCCUCGUCAUACCCCAGGCCAUGGGCAUGGAGGUUAUCAUGGUCGACAAGAAGGGACCCCAUUUCCCCGACCCACUACAAACUCCGGACGACAAGCAGUACAAGGAGGUUCUUGAGAGGAAGGUUAAUGUGGCAGAGUCGCUCGACUACGUAUACAAGGCCAUCACCAUGACCAGGCAAAAGCUGGCAGGGAGGGUACCGCUGAUUGGCUUCUGCGGCGCGCCCUGGACCCUGCUCUGCUACAUGGUUGAAGGGGGCGGCAGCAAGAUGUUUAUCCAGACCAAAACAUGGAUCUACAAGUACCCAGAACAGAGCAAGGCACUACUGGAGAAGAUUGCAGAGCUUUGUGUCGAGUAUCUCGCUCUGCAGGUACAGGCUGGAGCUCAGAUGAUCCAAGUCUUCGACUCCUGGGCUGGAGAGCUGUCGCCGUCGUGCUUUAAGACAUUUGCUCUUCCGUACCUGAACCACAUCGCCGACAACCUCCCCGAGCGACUCCGGUCUAAAGGCCUAGAGCCUGUCCCAAUGACCGUCUUUGCCAAAGGAGCGUGGUAUGCUUUGUCGGACCUUUGCGAGACAAACUACAACACGAUUGGGUUGGACUGGCUACAUGCACCGGCAGAGGCAUACAAGGUAGCGCAGGCAAAGGGCAAGGUGCUGCAAGGCAACGCUGACCCCGGUGUCUUGUAUGGCAGCAGGGAAUCCAUCACAAAGGCCGUGGAGGAGAUGGUUGCUGGCUUCGGCGGUGGCAAGCAGGGAUGGAUUGCCAACCUUGGUCACGGAAUCACACCAUUUGUCAAGCCGGACGAUCUCAAGUUUUACUUUGAGGAAAUCCACAGAUUAACAAAGGAUUAAUUGACUUGCGGUGGCCAAGACUCUCUGCGGUUGGGACGUGCUUGGGCCAGAGUUCCCCAGAGCCUUCCCGACUGUUUGCACAAUGCGAUGAGACAUUUAUCACGUGGUGAUAGCUCAGGCCGACCGCUCACAUGAAGAUGAUGGCUGUUCUGCCCAGCCCGCCCUCGCAUGUCUUGUGCUGCCCGACUGGCAAGACUGCAUGGUUAGGAGCCCUGUCUCAGUUCCCCAGCCCAAAAUAAAACUUUG